This is a messenger RNA of Tachyglossus aculeatus (Australian echidna), 2604 nucleotides long. RefSeq names its product coiled-coil domain containing 198 (gene CCDC198). The record is from RefSeq and is a predicted model, not a curated record. Lineage: Eukaryota; Metazoa; Chordata; Mammalia; Monotremata; Tachyglossidae. The transcript is spliced from 6 exons. The coding region runs from base 63 to 875 and encodes 270 amino acids.
GGCCGAGCGGCUCCGCUCGCCUCGGCGUGAAGUCCUCCACGGCCCGCGGCGGCUCCCCGGGGAUGGGGUCCGGCUCCUCGCGGACUCACCCGAAGGUGACCCGGGUGGCCCCCCUGCACAGCCGCGACGCUCAGGUGGAAGGGUGUAACUUGGGCACCUCAUCUGGGCCGCGGGGAGAGAUCGACCGGUUUGAAAGGCAGCUGCCGCCUCUGAGACAGCCUUGGUACGGACGCUACGCGGCAGUGCCCGGGGCCAUGUCUUUGGACACCUCACCGGAGAACAGAGGAACAAGCAUUAUUAAAAGUCAUCCACCACGGAGACUGCAGAUGCUGGAGCCCGCCGGCCCACCGCAAGCACGAGGCCGCCUGAUCCAGCGCGAGACAGCGGUAGCCCCCAAAACCAAGGAGCUGGAAAAGAGAAUGCAGAGUGUCAAACACCCACUGGGAAAGAGGCAGUAUUUACACAAGAUGCAGAUGCUUGAGAUGAACAGGAAGAGACAAGAGGCCCAGGCGGAACUGAAGAGAAACCUGCAGCGGGAGUCCAGGAUUGGGAAACAGAAAGCGAGGGAACGCAGAGGAAAGAAACCCUUCGUGAACCUUCCGGGAAACAGGGGCUGGGAAGACCUCGCCACUCCGGAGCCUCCCGGGACCCUCUCCGCAGACUGGGGAAGCCCCUGGGAUGGAGAAUUGGGGGCAUGUCAGCCCGGCGGUAAAGCAGAACGCUGGCUGACGCAGCGGGCCGACCGUGAGCUCCCGUGGGACGCUUCCAGCUCCGACUCCGAUGGGGAGGCAGAGGAAAGGAAGAAGCCCCGCGCCCUGGUGAGGACCAAGACGGAGAGGAUUCCGCUUUGGGAUGAGUUCUUCGAUCAAGAGUGAGCGGCUCGGGGCACGGCAGGAGAGCGGGCGGAAGGGCUCCACUCCCUGCGGCCCCCACUUCCACCGCCAUAGGACACCCUCCAAAGAACCCCAGGCUAAGCGCUGGGGUGGGUAUGAGACAAUCAGAUCAGACACAACCCCACCUGGGACUCUCGAUAACCUGAGCAGGAUUCCUAUCCCUGUUUUACAGAUAAGUAGAAGCCCAGAGAGGUUAAGUGAUCGGCCCGAUUCGCACAGCAGGUCCACGGCAAAGCCGGGAUUAAUUGUAAAUGUGGAAUUUGUUAAGCGCUUGCUCUGUGCCAGGCACUGUUCCGAGCACCGGGGUGGAUACAGGCAAACCGUGUUGGACGCAAUUCGUGUCCCGCAUGAGGUCACGUGUUAACCACCAUUUUGUAGUUGAGGUAACAGGCACAGAGAAGUGAAGUGACUUGUCCGAGGUCACACAGCGGACGAGUGGUGGAGGCUGGAUUAGAACCCAGGUCCUUCUGACCCCAAGGCCCGGGCCCUCAACCCGUUCCUAUCCCCGCUGACUUCACCUCUGGAGUCCGAAAGAGGCAAGGAAAACAGUGACUUGGCCCUGGAUGCUACGGACAGGAGAGGGUUCUUAAAGACGGGCCCCGUUUCCCCCGCUGCUGCCCGUCCCGUGACUCUCCACGCCUGGAUGGCCCCCGCACUGGGGAAAGGCUUCUCUGAAAGUUGAGAGACAACUUCAGGGGAGCAACUGCCUCCGCUAAUCAAGAAAGUAUCAUGAAGCGCUGACUGUGGAGGAAGGUGCCUGGCUGGCUGAGGGAUGGGGCUUCCGACUGAGGGGAUUCCCACCCCUGCAUGUAGGAAUCCUGGGCUAAAACAAGAAGAAUCAAACCGAGGAAACAUCUUAUACGCUGACAUAUACGUUGCCCAUUCCGUAGCGUGGCGACUCAUGCCACUGUGUACUUUCCCACUCAUUUACUACAUCCACCGAGUGCUCCAUAAAUACCAUUCUUACCACUAAACCAUCUGAAAAACCCAGCAGGGACCACUGCUCUUCACCACAUUCACCACCAACGAAUAAACAGCUUUUAACAUGUUUGUUCAGUGGCUUGUCCUUGUAGACGCCUCAGGGGGAAUUUCAGUCUUUUCUGUAUUAGCUGGAGUGCCCUUACUGCUUGGCCUAUUUCCAGCCCUUUGCUCCUUCUACUCACUCUUGUAGGAUUAAGAUUAAGCUAAAAUUAGGGUGAGGGUGGGCCUCAAUUUCCCUUUAGCCUCUUGACAGUCUGCCCCUUCUUUUGUACUUCCACUAGCCUGGGAAAAUGCCUUUGCUUCUGAAUCAGGAGCCUCCUUUCUUUCCAACACCAUCUCAAAACCCCACAUUUUCCAGUUCUGAGGACUGGAAUUUUGAGGAUUUAUUUAGGUUGGAAGACAGACAACUCUUCUAAGCCUUCAAUAUUUCCUGCUGGACAAUUACGUUUCUAUGCCAAACCCUCACCACAGCCGAUUCAUCUUCAAAGCCCUAACCUCCCAGUAGUAACCAGUUAAUCCCGCCCGUCCUGUCUGCCAAACCAGCAAGGCUACUGCCCCGAUUACAGACAAGAAACACCAACAGCUGUUCAUGGAGUCACCACAAUUGCAUAGCUUAACUGGCAGCCCGCUUCAAGGAAAAGCCAGCACUCUCAUCCACUCUAAACAUCUUAAUGGAAUCGUAAAAACUAAACUGAACACUCUGAUCUGACCACUCUAGUGAAGGUUUUUA